This is a messenger RNA of Guillardia theta CCMP2712, 707 nucleotides long. RefSeq lists its product as hypothetical. The transcript has 2 exons. The record is from RefSeq and is a predicted model, not a curated record. The coding region runs from base 69 to 620 and encodes 183 amino acids. Lineage: Eukaryota; Cryptophyceae; Pyrenomonadales; Geminigeraceae.
AGCGAGUGCGCGAAGAGAGGAGGAUCCGCAACGCUGUGAGGAGAUGGUCGGAAAAGUGCGACGCCCGGAUGAAGGCGAAGGCCAUGCAAGCUUGGAGGACGAUCGCGUGGGAGGAGCUGAACUUGCGGCGAAUCAUGAGGCAAGUGAGGACGAAGCUGCAUGCCUGGUUCUACGAGACCAUGUACUCCGCGUUCGAGUUCUGGAAGGAGAACGCGCAGUCAUUGAGCUUGAUGAGGAAGAAGACGAGAAAAGUGAUGAUGUGGCUGGUCAAGAAGGACGUCAUCCGCGCGUUGGGAGCAUGGAUCGCCUGCUGGGCACACGCGAAGGACUGGCGAGUUUGUGCGCUAGAAGGGUGUUUGCAGUCGCGAGCCAAGAGGUACACAGCGUCAGAGGUCAAGAGCUUCAUCAACUCAGCGAGAGGAGCCGCGCUCUUGCAUGAGUUCUCCGAGGCGAGCGCGCAAGAUCUGUCAGAGAAGGUCAUCUCCUCCCGCAUCGACCUCGAGGCCCUUCACGAGCACCUCACCGUCGACGCCCUCACCGCCGCCCGCAUCUUCCCUAGCGAAGACCAGGAUCGAGCUCAGGCGCUCAUCUGGAAGUUGGGGCAGGUUGAUGUUGAAUGACACCUCCCGCUUGGACACGCUCGAGAUCUGGAACAGCCGAAUGCUGCUGUCCAUCGACAUCUUCGAGGACGAGCUAGACAACACAGU